Messenger RNA from Penicillium verhagenii, 333 nucleotides. RefSeq lists its product as uncharacterized. Lineage: Eukaryota; Fungi; Ascomycota; Eurotiomycetes; Eurotiales; Aspergillaceae. Bases 1 to 333 code for a protein of 110 amino acids. The record is from RefSeq and is a predicted model, not a curated record. The transcript is spliced from 2 exons.
AUGCGUUUGUUCGAUUUGAAUGCACCCGUAAUCCACCCUCCAAUCGCCCGUCCAAAUGCUGAUCAGUCAUCGGAUAAAUGUGAGUCAAAAGUCCCCUUUCUGAUCUGUGAGCUAACAAUUUGUCUCGAUGAAACCCAAAGCACGCCAUCACCGCCGCAGGCAAUCGACUGCCUUGUUCCGGAUAUGCAGUUCAUGUCAAAGUACGCGUUGCCGGUUUCUCAAACGAAGGGCAUGCUGAAGAACAUGCGCACAAAGGACUUGACUGCCACGGUUGUCUGGCUCAGGUCAGUGCCAUGGCUGGACUUGGUCGGUCUUGUGGGAGUUGGCUUGUAG